GUCCUCCCCAACCCGGGGCUGCGGGAGCUGCUGCGCCUCGUCGAGCUCCGCGACAGCUUCGUGGAGGCCCAGAUUCGACGGCACGAGGUAUCUGGGAGGGAAUGACACAUGUCCCCGCAGGAGUGCCCAUCCCCCCCUGGGGACACGGUUCUGGCGGCACUGCAGGGAAGGGACCCAGGCGUCCAGGGGGGUCCCCUGAGCCCCCCCCGCCUCCACAUGGCCCUGGUCGAUCUCUUCAUUGAUCUCUUCAUCGGGGAUCCCUUGGCCUGGGCCAUCGCCUUCCUGCUGCACCGCCCCGAGCUGCAGGAGCGGCUGCAGGCGGAGCUCUGGCGGGAGCUGGGUCCCACCGGGACCCCCCAGGCGGGUGACACUGGACGCCUGCCCCUUCUCCACGCCACCAUCACCGAGACCCUGCGCCUCCGGCCCCCUGCCCCGCUGGCCCUGCCCCACUGCGCCCGCCGCCACACCAGUGUCGGGGGCAUCCCAGUGCCGGCCGGCUCCAUCCUGAUCCCCAACCUCCUGGCUGCCCAGCAGGACCCCGACACCUGGCACCACCCCGAGGCUUUCCUGCCCG
Messenger RNA from Haliaeetus leucocephalus (bald eagle), 574 nucleotides. Its product is annotated as steroid 21-hydroxylase-like. Gene Ontology annotation, molecular function: steroid 17-alpha-monooxygenase activity; heme binding; iron ion binding. NCBI's taxonomy places the organism in Eukaryota, Metazoa, Chordata, Aves, Accipitriformes, Accipitridae. The record is from RefSeq and is a predicted model, not a curated record. Gene Ontology annotation, biological process: progesterone metabolic process; hormone biosynthetic process.